AUGGACACCACUUUCACCAUCAAUGAGAGAUGGACACUCUGCGCAUUUGCAAGUUUCAUCAGCUUCUUCAUCCUCCUCCUCUGCCUCAAUCACAAAAACAACCUCGUUUAUUUCUCGGCUCCUCAAAAUGUCACAACACCAGAGGGUUUGCAAGCUAUAGAAUCAACCUCAGACAAUCGUCCCACAUCGAACAAUGAAUUCUCGAGACCAUUAAGCUCGUUUCAAAAUAGUAAAUCAAUUAACCAAACACAUGCCAAGUGCGACAUCUUUGAAGGAAGAUGGGUUUAUAAGCCUAUGGAGAAUCCAUUAUAUGAUGUGUCCAAGUGUCCAUUCCUUAGUGACCCAGUAAGCUGUCGGAGGAAUGGACGGCCAGAUUUCGACUACGAGAAAUGGAGUUGGGAGGCUAGAGAUUGUGAAGUUCCGAG
Messenger RNA from Ilex paraguariensis (yerba mate), 425 nucleotides. Lineage: Eukaryota; Viridiplantae; Streptophyta; Magnoliopsida; Aquifoliales; Aquifoliaceae. The record is from the annotation of a GenBank genome assembly.